Molecule: messenger RNA, 1030 nt
Organism: Rhodamnia argentea
Lineage: Eukaryota; Viridiplantae; Streptophyta; Magnoliopsida; Myrtales; Myrtaceae
Product: protein LIGHT-DEPENDENT SHORT HYPOCOTYLS 10-like
Exons: 3
Coding region: 145-669 (174 amino acids)
Biological process (GO): mRNA transcription; response to light stimulus
Cellular component (GO): nucleus
Source: RefSeq, a predicted model, not a curated record
CCACUCCGAUUCUCUCCUGUUUUCUUGACCUCUGCCUCUCAUCAGUCAUUGCCUUAUUUAGCAAAAACCGAAACCCUUCAUCAGUCUUUCAUCAGAGUUUCUCUCUGUAAGUGAUUUUGAGAGAGAGGGAGGGAGGGAUAGAUCAUGUCGAGCGAAAGGGGGAAGGACCUCGUUGAAGGGUCGUCGAGAUCUCCCGGUAGCGAUUCGCCAGCAACACCAAGCCGGUACGAGUCACAGAAAAGAAGAGAUUGGAAUGCCUUCAUUCAGUACCUGAAGAACCAAAGGCCCCCAGUUCCACUCUCACAGUGCAACUACACUCAUGUUCUUGAAUUCCUCCGCUAUCUCGAUCAGUUUGGCAAGACUAAAGUUCACAUCCAAGGAUGCAUGUUCUAUGGGCAGCCGGAGCCGCCGGCUCCGUGUACGUGCCCGCUCAAGCAAGCAUGGGGAAGCCUCGAUGCACUCAUCGGGAGGCUCCGAGCCGCCUACGAGGAGAACGGAGGGACCCCAGAAACAAACCCCUUCGCUAGUGGCGCCAUCCGAGUUUAUCUCCGAGAAGUGAGGGAUUGCCAAUCUAAGGCGAGGGGGAUUCCAUAUAAGAAGAAGAAGAAGGCAACGAAUCAAACCAAGGGGAGCGAGGAAUCGAGCUCUGGCGCCGUGCACUUCUCUUGAUAAGUGGAUGUCCCUGUGGAAUCGGUUCAUCUAGUGGAUGUUGCAGCAUUCGUUUUAAGGCAAUGCCGCUUCUAUUGCUGGCUGCUAGUACAAACUGAGAUUACCAGACCUAGAUGCUGCUCAAGGCUUGCUGCUAUAUUUGGAAUGCUGCUUCUUUUCUUUUCAGCUUGGGAAAACGUUUAACCCAUAUGUUCAAUCGCGAAAUGCAUUUUUUGCUUGUAACCUGUGAUAUGGGUGGUCGGAUUACCGCUUCUUCCUGUAGUGAAAGUUAAGAAUUUAUGUGAGUUUGUAUUGGUUCCAGGUCUCAGCUCUGGUUGUCAUCCAUAGAUCUUCCUCCAUAUGCAAGAAACACUUAGUUUCA